CUGAAGAUGUCCAUUAAAAUGAACUGAUGUCUGAUUUAAAGAGAACACCAGCACUUAUCCCAUAACUGUACUGAGGAGGAUUAAACCCCCAUCCCGUCCACACACACACACACACACAGACCGCUGUAUUGCCGCUUCACCUCCGUGUGGACCUGUAGACCCGGCUCUGACCUCAUUCUCAGCAUGAGACAGAGAGAGAGUGAGAUGAAGGGUUUGAUAUCAUCGGUGGCGUGUCCAGGGACGGCGGCUCAGACUGGGACACGUGCGUUCAUCAGUCUCAGCAGCACGCCGUCCGAGGAGGACGUUUGUUUAGAGUUUUGUUGGGACAAAGUCAGGACAGAGGAUUAGUUUCUUUGAAAAGUGUGUCGCACCUGGACGUUUUCUGGCUGAUUCUUGAACUGUAUUCAGAAGAUCUGUGUGCACUGUAAGUGUGUGCGGGAGGAGCAUGUGGUGCGCUCUGUGCCCGGACAGCUGGAGAGAAUGAUGUUAAAGCUGGUGUCUGACUUCCAGAGGCACUCCAUAUCUGACGACGACUCGGGCUGCGCCUCGGAAGAAUAUGCCUGGGUGCCGCCCGGGAUCAAGCCUGAACAGGUGUAUCAGUACUUCAGCUGUAUUCCAGAGGAAAAGGUUCCAUUCGUCAACAGUCCAGGAGAGCGAUACCGUAUCAAACAGCUUUUACACCAGCUGCCGGCCCAUGACAGCGAGCCUCAGUACUGUAACUCUCUGGGUGAAGAAGAGAAAAAAGAAUUGAGGUUAUUCAGCCAGCAGAGGAAGAGAGAGAAUCUGGGCCGUGGCAUCGUACGACUUUUUCCAGUCACCAUGACCGGAGCCAUCUGUCAACAGUGUGGCAGGCAGAUCUGCGGUGGUGACAUAGCAGUGUUUGCGUCGCGAGCAGGUCACGGCUCCUGCUGGCAUCCUCAGUGCUUCCAGUGCGGUUCCUGUAACGAGCUGCUGGUGGAUCUCAUAUACUUCUAUCAGGACGGACACAUCUACUGCGGCCGGCACCACGCCGAGCGCAUCAAACCCCGCUGCCAGGCCUGCGACGAGAUCAUCUUUGCAGACGAGUGUACGGAGGCUGAGGGCCGGCACUGGCACAUGAAGCACUUCUGUUGUUUUGAGUGUGAGACGGUGCUGGGCGGCCAGCGGUACAUCAUGAGAGAGAGCCGGCCGUACUGCUGCCACUGCUACGAGUCCCUGUACGCCGAAUACUGCGACGCCUGCGGAGAACAUAUCGGUAUAGACCAGGGUCAGAUGACGUACGAGGGCCAGCACUGGCACGCGUCUGAAGAGUGUUUCUCCUGCGCCUGCUGUCGGCUCCCUCUGCUGGGCAGACCCUUCCUGCCUCGCCGCGGACUCAUCUUCUGCUCCCGCUCCUGCUCGCUCGGGGAAGACCCAGACAACUCCGACUCCUGCGAUUCUGCCCUACAGAGCAAACCAGUGUCACACAAGACCAUUCAAAACCCACAGCAUAGUUCCACACCACGGCCACAGGGGGGAAGCAGCGUCACUGUCACCUCUAAAGUGAACACAUGCAGAACUGCAGUCAAAGCAGCCAGUACAACAACAGCCAGCUUUCCACUGGAGAGCAAAGGUGUUCACACCUCUUUCCAUCCUAUGUUGAAUGGCGAGCCUCCACCGUAUGGACCACACUCACAUCUGUCCUCUCAGCUCUGUCCAGCAGCCAAUGACAGGGCAGCAUUAGUUUGCAAGGACCAGUCAAGCAUCAGCACACAGCAAGUGAAUCACCGGCCAGACAGUCUGGAGUUUACCGUGGAGCUGAACGGAUACGCAGAAUUUGGCCCUUUCCCACCAAGCUUCACGUCUAGAGGGACUUCCACUGCAAAGGAUUGUGGGAACAUCAUCGAGAGCAGUUGUUCAGGAAUUUCCUCUCAGCUGGAGUCUUCAGAUGCAUUUGAUGAUCUAAAUGACUCCGACUCCUUCCCGCCUCCUCCGCCCCCGGUUUUCUUUGAUCCGUCUGAUUCCCCGGCGGCUGUCACCGAAGCCGAAGACGUGCCCGCGACACCGGUCCGCAGCAGCACCGCCAGGGUCAGCUUCAGAGAGCCAAUCAGCUGCAGCUAUUCAGUGGAAGAGGAAGAGUGGGAGGAAGAGGAAGUGGUGGAGACGGAGAGAAGAGGGGGUGAGGAUGAGGAGCAGGAGGAAGAUGAAGGAAGUUUGGGACACAGGUUGCACUUCUGCGCUGAAGGACCCUCUCAAAUGGACCUGCUGGAUGGGUCAAACCACCGCAGGUUCCAUCGGGGAAGCGGCGGCCACCAUCCCAGCGAGAAGCGGCUCAGACGCUCCCGAGGUCCACGAAGCGACAGACCUCGCCUGGAAACCCUGGAAUGCAGGGUAGGGGACCGCAGGCGGUCCAACAGCGUCCUGGACGGCAGCCUUACCCUGCACUCCACCCGCUACCGGCACGAAGACUCCUGCUCCACCUGCUCCUCCUCCUCAGACUCAGAGGAGGAAGGCUUCUUUCUGGGCCAGCGCAUUCCUCUGCCGCCGCAGCUGACGGGUGGAGAGAGAGCAGCAGAAGGACAGAGAGAGGACGAGGACAAGAGCCGAAGAGGAAGUUUCAGGAGGAGGACACAGAGUCUUGGUAGAAAAGACAAGGAUAAGGACAAGAACUGCAUACUGUCCUGAGACAAAGACAUGCGUGUUAAAAACUGGAAAUUAAAGAACGCGGUCCCAGCUGCUCAGUGUAGAUCAAAGUUUAUGAGUCACAUUUUGUGUGAUAAAAAUAGAAACUAUCUUACAGUCUUUGCAAAUGUGUGCCAGUAUUUUUAUAAAGGUGAUGAAAUAUUAUCUAAUAUCAGUUUCAGUAUCAUGGUGCUUAGUCAAAUUUACUAGCAUUAUUAUUCGGGCCGAGGAACAUUUUGAAUCCAAGCUUUGUUUGUUACAGGAAAAUUAGAACUACAGUUUCUACAUUUAAUGUGAGAGAGCUAGGUGAGCUGAUUUCAUUUUACAUCUCUUUACAGCUAAAGGCCUGUUUCACACAAAAAUAUUUAGCGCAAAAAAUCACUUCAAUUUUGGCAUGCAGUUCAUUUGAUCAGUAUGGAAGCUUGUUUCCUCCACGUAAUAAAUAAAUAAAAGGUAAAUGCUACUUUUUCCCCCUCAUAAUUCAGACUUUUUUCUCGUAAUUUACAUCUCGCAGUUA
Messenger RNA from Cyprinus carpio (common carp), 3157 nucleotides. Its product is annotated as prickle homolog 3. Gene Ontology annotation, molecular function: zinc ion binding. NCBI's taxonomy places the organism in Eukaryota, Metazoa, Chordata, Actinopteri, Cypriniformes, Cyprinidae. The record is from RefSeq and is a predicted model, not a curated record.